Rhincodon typus (whale shark) is the source of this 2486-nucleotide messenger RNA. Its product is annotated as tripartite motif-containing protein 65-like. Lineage: Eukaryota; Metazoa; Chordata; Chondrichthyes; Orectolobiformes; Rhincodontidae. The record is from RefSeq and is a predicted model, not a curated record. The transcript has 5 exons. Gene Ontology annotation, molecular function: protein binding. The coding region runs from base 27 to 1169 and encodes 380 amino acids.
AACUCAUAGCAAAGCACGAGGAGGUGAUGCAACAAGUAAAGAAGACAGAAGAGUUAAUCGAUACCCUCAAACAGCAGAAGAUUUCUGUUAAGGACUGUGCUUCUCGGGCACAAACAAACUACGGCAACAAGUUUGAGAUGCUGAAGAAGGAGUUGGAGCAGGUGCAGGCUAAAGUAUUGCAGUACAUAGGGAGUGAAGAGCAGCUUGCCCUGGACCAGGCUGACAGUGCUCUGGAGAGACUGGAGGAGAAAUGUGCCCUGCUGAGGGAGACCAGUCUGAAGCUGGUGAGCACGCUGAAGAGUAAUGACUCUCUGCAGAUCUUACAGUUUCCUCAGGAGAUUUACCCCUUCAAUAAGACACUGCAGGACAUAGUGCUGCCUUCCUCAGACCUCUCAAUAGAGAACAAGCUACAAGGAGUGAGAAGGGCCUUGGAGCAGAUUUCCAUCCUGACCUAUCAGGACCUACAGGCCUGCUUCAGACCACCGUCAGAAUCACUGGAUGUUUCAGAGUCCGUUUCGACUGACAAAGGUGAUCCUGUGAAACCUGUCAUACUUCAGCCACUCCGAGUGAAUUUGCACAUCAGAGAACCAUUCCUACAGUGGUGCUCGCAGCUGAGUUUUGAUGUCAACACGGCACACCGAUUCCUCUCCCUCUCCAAAGGUAACCGUCGAGUUUCCCACAAGGACACGCAGAAAUACCCGAUACACACUGACCGCUUUGAGAAGGAGUGGCAGGUGAUGUGCCGUGAGAGUUUCAGCAGUGGCCAGCAUUACUGGGAGGUGCUGAUCAGCAGUCAGUGGGUCUACCUCGGAGUUACUUACAGAAAAAUCAGCAGACGGGAUGCUUCCGCCUUGAUCGGCAGGAACAGUGUCUCCUGGGCCCUGCAACUCUUCGACAAGAGCUAUUCGGCUUGGCACGCCAACCAGGAGGUCAAACUGCAACCAGCAGCCUACAGUCGGAUUGGGGUCCACCUGGACUACACCGCUGGGACCCUGACGUUUUACGGCAUCACCGAUACCAUGACUCCGAUCCACACUUUCCAGUCGGUCUUUACUGAGCCGUUGUAUCCUGUCAUUUGGGUGGGGGAGGAUGUUGUUGCAACACUCUGCUGCCUCCGUGAGGAUAGAGGCCCCUUUUCCAGAACAACACGGGAUGAAUAUGGGAAAUAAAAUAAAGGCAUUUAUAUAUAGCACCUUUCACGACCCCAGGAUGUCCCAAAGCAUUCCACAGCCAACAAAGUCCUUUCCAAGUCCUUUCGCACUGCAGGAAACAUGGCAGCAGAGCAAAGGAAGAUCCCAGAAAUAGCUGCAUGAUACUGUCAGAUAAUUUUGUGACUUGAGGGAUAUAAAUUGGUUCUGACACCCCCUUUCUUUGCUAAAUAGAACCUGUGUGAUCCUCAGUGUCGAUUUGAGAGAGAGGGGAGUUUGUGCCCGAGCCCUGUGUAGGUGCGAUGUGAUUCAUGACUUUUGGGUUAUUUAUUUCUGGGUUAUUUUGGCGGGGUUGUUGUGAGGGGGGUUUGUGGGGGGCACGGGGGUGUUCCCUGGACCUUCUGACAGUUGAUUUGGUGUUGCAUCUAACAGUAAACAGGUUUUUGGUGGAGGAAUACACCAUGUGGUAGCAUGGGAUUUUCUUAAAAGCCAUCCCAAGACUUGAUUUGGGAUCUUGUAAAAUGGGAACUUGUGACUGGAAAGUUUUGAGAAGAAACAGUCCAGAUUUCAAUGACAAUGGAAAAAGCUGACUAAGCCUCAGCCAUCCCAAUUAAACAUUUGCUGGAAUUAGAGUGCAUAAGCACCUAUUCAUGUGACCCUUGGAUUGGGUGCUGGCUGGGGGGCAAUCAGGUUUGUUUGACAGGUCAACUCGUAAUAGAUCCUUCGGUCCAACCAGUCCAUGCCAACCAUAAUCCCAAACUAAACUAGUCCCACCUGCCUGCACUUGGCCUCUUUCCAUCCAAAAUUUCUUAUUGAUGUCUUUAUCUAAAUGUCUUUUAAACAUUGUAACUGUGCCUGCAUCCACCACUUCCUCUAGAAGUUUGUUCCACACAUGAAUCACUCUCUGUGUAAAAACGUUGUCCCUCAUGUCUUUUUAAAUCUUUCUCCUCUCACUUUAAAAAUAUGCCCCUUGGUCUUGAAAUCCCUCACCCGAGGGAAAAGGCACCUGCCAUUCACCUUACCUAUAACCAUUAUUAUUUUAUAAACUUCUAUAAAGUCACCCCUUAACUUCCUACACUCUAGUGAAAAAAUUCCCAGCAAAGAGGAAACAUUUUCUGUUGUUAAACAGGACUCUAGGAGAGUACAGACUUGCAGCCAGAGUUGGAAGUCAGUGUGCAGCAAAGUUUUGUAGCUAAAAGUUGCAAAGAAUCCAAAAGACAAAAAGGAAAGGAGGGUCUUGCUAUUUUUUCCUUGCAAUCGAAUGAAAUAAAUGAUGUAUGUCCAUAACUCCUGCUCUGUAUGUUCACACACUGUUGUUAAUAAACCUAAUGAUUCAUA